AUGGAUAGGGAGAAGACUACUUCAGCCUCUGGAAAUGAUGACUGGACCACAGUAUCCGACCCCAGAGAGAAAAAGAGGAUUCAAAACCGAAUCGCGCAGCGUGCUCACCGUGAAAAGCUGAAACAGCGCCUUCAGGUGCUUGAGAGUCUGGUCAAGGAGAAGAAAGAGUCGCCCGCCAACGAACAUGAAGCAGGGGACAAACGCUCGCCAAGCAUGCCCACAACCCCAGGACAACAAUCAGCACCAUCGUCAACGGCGCCUCCUCUGAGCUCAGCCAGCACUUCUAGAGAAUCCGCGUCUCUUCUAGACGGACCCCCGACGCAGUUUCCAGAAGUUGCCGAGACCAUGUGGCGUUUCUUAGCCCGCACGUCACAGAAUCCAUCUAUAGCCGCUAGUCCCGGUGGGCUUUUCAACGAUACAAGAGUAAACGACACUCAUAAAGGACUGGCACCGGGAUGUUUCGACCGUACGGAUCCACUCGUCGCUAGAUUCGACGCACCCCCAGACCAGAUGCUUGGAAUGAUGGCUCCGGCCGAGAUACCCAGCUGGAACAACGAUAUUGCACUGAGUUAUCUCUCUUCCCCGCCAGAAACAGAAGCUUUUCAACGCCCCGCCUACGCUGAAGAACCUGUGGAUUUCCGUGGUGAGCACUUCGUUGGGAAUGGGACACCGAGAACGCCACACGAGAUGUUUGGCUCCGUAACAAGCAGCGCAUCUCUGUGUGAGAGGCUCAAUUGUUUGAGAAAUUGCGCGAAGCUUCUUGGAUUUAGCAGCCUGGAUGCAGUUCUCUCCCUCUACUACACAGCCGACCUGAGCGAGUCGCCCACACUCUCGAAAGAGCAGCGCGUGAGUCGUGAACGACGGCUGCCCACCCUCCUCUCCGAAAUCAGAGACCAUUCCAGCCUUUGGAGCAGAUGGGAACAAUCUGGUUUCAUCGAAGAAAUACUGAGAGGUGCAGAAUACUGUUACGUGGAGGAAGUCAAGCAAGGGAGGAUUGACUUGGACGCACAAAUCAUGGGAACCCUCAAUUGCCCAUUGAUGAUAGAAUCUGUGCCCGAGAUUACAUGGAGUUUGCGAGACAAGUACCCACGCCUAUGGGCCUUGAUCACGAACAUUUCUGUGCACACAGCGCCGGAAGGGGAGCAGCAACAUCCUCAUGGCGCAUUCGCAUCCGUGAUGACGAUCUGUCACCCUAUGAAGCCUCUGCCGCCAGCGGUUUUUGCAUUCAAUCAGCGCAAGGGUACUCCAUGA
This is a messenger RNA of Colletotrichum orchidophilum, 1251 nucleotides long. RefSeq lists its product as uncharacterized. Gene Ontology annotation, molecular function: DNA-binding transcription factor activity. Gene Ontology annotation, biological process: regulation of DNA-templated transcription. Lineage: Eukaryota; Fungi; Ascomycota; Sordariomycetes; Glomerellales; Glomerellaceae. Bases 1 to 1251 code for a protein of 416 amino acids. The record is from RefSeq and is a predicted model, not a curated record. The transcript has 3 exons.